GACAAUGAGACUUUUAUUUCAGGCUUUGAGCGUGUAUUCUGGCUGAAAUGGAGGACGCAGAGGUCCGACAGCAGAAGCUGGACAAUCAGCGUUCGCUUUUAAUGAAGAAACAACAAAGAAGAAGGGCAGAUUCCCGUAUGGUCACAGCGAAUCAGGACAUUCGCCCCAAGACACGUAAACAGAAAGCUGAGGCUGAUGAUACAGCUUUAUUGAUAAGCCAGUCUCAGAGCAACACUUCCCUCAAUGACACGCAACCUGUGCAGAUUUAUGAAAACACAGUGGAAGAAAUUUGUUUAGGAGAACUGGACAUUUCAUCCAGGACAGAAGAGGCAUCGGAAGAGGCAGCUCAUUCUCUUCAGGUUAUCACAAAGAAAAUUGAUCUAGAGAUCAGCCCGCAGCACAGCCCUAAAUGCCCUUUAGACACAGAGGGCCAAGCAGAUGAAAAGAAAACUAAGAAGAAGGCUGUGAAAAAGGGGCAAACAAAAUGUAAGGUACCAAAACCAGCAUUAGAAGCCAAGGAAAAUGAAGGGAAAGAGAAAAAAACAGUGAAGAAGAAGGAUAAGACAAACGAAUCUAAGGAGAAAGUGCAGACUGGGGAACAGUCUUCAAUUCAGACUGAUUCAGUGGUGGAAUUCAACAUUAAUGAAGAGAAAAAACCUGAAUCAGAGAGUGAGGAUGAAAGAAAAGAUUGGACAAAGAGCCCCGUCCCUCCCACACCAAAGAAACAACAGCUGAAGCCAAUGAGAUGUCAUCUCAGUGAUAGUGAGGAAGAAAAACAGAACGAAGAAGAGGAGGACAAGAAGAGUGAAGCUAAAAAAACAUCAAAGAAGUCUAAAAAAGGAUCAAAAAAUAAUAACGAUAUUGCUUCUUUAAACUCCAACUAUAAGGAGCCCUCCUCUGACAGUGACUCUCUGGACAUGGGAAAGUCCUCUCCUAUGUCUUUGGAGGAUCUGGAACAGUUUUCCAUGCAUCCUGCUCCAAGAGAUGGAACUAUUCAGUGCAGGAUCACCAGAGACAGGAGGGGAAUGGAAAAAGGGAUCUAUCCCACCUAUUACCUCCACAUGGAAAAGGAGGAUGGGAAAAGGGUAUUUCUGAUGGCUGGCAGGAAAAGAAAAAAGUGUACAACUUCAAAUUAUUUGAUAUCAAUCGAUCCUACAGAUUUAUCUAGAGAUACUGACAGUUACAUAGGCAAACUAAGGUCAAAUGUCCUGGGGACUAAAUUCACUGUGUACGAUAAUGGCGAGAAUCCAGAAAGAAAACAAUUCCUCAAAGAAACGGAUACACUGCGACAAGAGCUAGCCGCAAUAUAUUAUGAGAAAAAUGUUCUGGGUUUCAAAGGUCCCAGGAAAAUGAUAGUAAUCAUUCCUGGUAUGCACGAGAAUGAUGAAAGAGUCGUUAUUCGACCAAAAAGUGAACUGGAGUCUCUGCUCACCCGAUACGAGAAUGGUAACAAAGAGAAUCUUGUCACCCUUGUAAAUAAAUCACCCAGCUGGAAUGAGCAAACUCAGUCGUAUGUGCUCAAUUUCCAUGGCCGAGUUACACAGGCAUCUGUGAAAAACUUUCAGAUUGUCCAUCCAGAUAAUGAGGACUACAUCGUGAUGCAGUUUGGCCGGGUAGCCGAAGAUGUGUUUUCCAUGGACUACAGCUUCCCCAUGUGUGCUCUACAGGCAUUUGCCAUCACUUUGUCCUCCUUUGAUGGCAAACUGGCCUGUGAAUGAGCCUCAUCCAUCUGUAUUUUCUGUUCUUUUAAAAAGGGAAACUUUGCAGUACUUUAGGAUGUUAAAUGUCUU
Messenger RNA from Rhinichthys klamathensis goyatoka, 1790 nucleotides. Its product is annotated as tubby protein homolog. The record is from RefSeq and is a predicted model, not a curated record. Gene Ontology annotation, cellular component: cilium. Gene Ontology annotation, biological process: protein localization to cilium. Lineage: Eukaryota; Metazoa; Chordata; Actinopteri; Cypriniformes; Leuciscidae. Bases 48 to 1718 code for a protein of 556 amino acids. The transcript is spliced from 13 exons.